Molecule: messenger RNA, 1506 nt
Organism: Sugiyamaella lignohabitans
Lineage: Eukaryota; Fungi; Ascomycota; Dipodascomycetes; Dipodascales; Trichomonascaceae
Gene: RPC53
Product: Rpc53p
Exons: 1
Coding region: 1-1506 (501 amino acids)
Biological process (GO): transcription by RNA polymerase III
Cellular component (GO): RNA polymerase III complex
Molecular function (GO): DNA binding
Source: RefSeq, a predicted model, not a curated record
AUGCCUCCAGGAGUGCCGAAAAGCGGUAGUGGGGAUGGUACAGCCGGUAACGGAGCCGGAGCCAGCAGCAAUGGCGAGACUCCUCGCCGGUUACAGUCGCUGAGCCAGAGAUCCGGAGCAGGACUUGCCAGGGGAGGUGGGGCUACUGGCGCAAGAGCUCGAUUUGCCCCAAAAGCAGUAGCCAGAAGAACCAAAGAAGAACGAGAUUCUACGGCACCACAGGAGAAGAUAGAAGUCAAGCCGGCUGUAUCCACUAGCAGCAGUUCGAGAGGAGGAGGAAGAGGAGGUGCUGGGCCCGGUGGACGAGGAGGUAUCAGUGGACGAGGAAGAGGCCGUGGUCGGUUUGAACCAGUGGUAUCAGCAGCAGUGGGUCCUUUAGCAGCUCCAAGUGGAGUUGAUCCACGAGGAUCGAGAUUCUCAUCACCUGCUGUAGGAAUUGGAGCAUAUGGCGGAGGCAGUGGUGGAUCGAGGCCGUCGGCAUUUGGAUCCGAACUGGCAUCAAUGGUAGCACGAGUGAAAUCAGAAACUCCAGGAGUCAGUAGUGGAUACAGUUCACGAGCGUCGUCAGUUGAAGUCGAGGAAGAUCGAAUUGAUAUGACAGAGAAUUCAUAUGUCGAUGGGGCAUUAUCAGAAUAUUUCCCAGUAAGAUUAGACAGACGACGAGAAGACGAUGAAGACGAGGAAGAAGAAGAAGAUGAUGAGGACGAAGAAAACGAACAAACAGGGUCUGGAUCUAUUAAGCAUGAAGAUGAGGUUGAUAGUGAAGGUAAUUUUCAACCCAAAGUGAAAUCAGAACCGACUGACGAUUAUACAGAAGCAGCUAAACUGCUGGCGGCCAAAAAGAACAAGAAAAAGAGUUCUAACUCCGACAACAAAGCCAAGCGGUCUGAAGCAGCUAUUUUCCAAGAAGAACAGCUCAGAGAACUGCGACGAAUGACCCACGACCAUAAAGUGAUUGCCAAGGAGUUUAAUAUGGACGGCAAGCAGAAAUCCACCAGUCCUACAGGCGAAGAUUCCGAGUUAGACGGACUUGAAGAGAUCGAAAAGAGAUUGUACUUUUUCCAAUUCCCUAUUGUCAUGCCUCAACUGAUUCCACGAGAAACCCACGACAACAGGCCCAACGAGAAAACAGAGCCUUCUCCUGAAGAAGAAGAGGAUGACGAUCUGAUUGUGGUUGACGAGAAACUCAAAACCCCACCAUCAACCGCGACGACAACGACAGCAUCCAUGAAACCCUCUGUUGAACCUGAAACGGCGAACAGUUCCUCGUCCGUGAUCGAGGGCGACCUUCCUGAGGGAUUAAUAGGCAAACUGCGGUUACACCGGUCGGGAAAACUGACUAUGGUCGUGGGCAACAUCACCAUGGACGUCUCGCAGGGCACCGAGUGCAGCUUUCUACAGGACGUGGUAGUCAUGGACCCGGACGACAAAAAUGCAUAUUUAAUUGGCCAAGUCUCGAAGAAAAUGGUCCUUUCUCCCGAGCUUGACGACGAGUCUCUUUUAUAA